AUGGACGCCCUAAUACGUCUGGCACACUUAAGGGAGGAAGAUCUUCUCGGGCUUUCUGAAAAAGUUGCUGAGAACCUUGCCAUCGCAUUCGAUAGUUUAUCCAACGAGGUUUCUGAACUUAAGAAUCAACUGCAGAAGUCGGAGUCCGAUAAAGGUAUUUUAGACGUCCCCCAUAUUGUCUUUUAGACGAAGCCGUCAAGUCACUACGGGAAGCUUGUGACAAGUAUGCUGAGGAGAAUUCGUCAGUCAACGAAAGCUUACAAACUUUGAGGACUGCAUUCGAUGCCCUGGAAAAAAGACACAUCAGCCUUGUAAACGAAAAAGAUGACUACGCCAAGAAGCUUAGCGAUGGACUUUCAAUCUCAAAUGAACUUGAACUAGUCAUCAAGAAUCUGGAAAAUGACAAGGAGAGUCUGUCAGAACAACUAUCACAGAGGACCAACGAGCUAGAAGGGCGUGUUGCUGAAGUAAAACGUCUGAAGGAUGAAGUUUCGGCUACAAGACAGAUGAAGGCUGAUGCCAUUCUCCAACUUGAAGAAGCAAAAGCAUUGAAGUCUACAGUCGAGGUAUUUUUUUCUUCCAUAUUUAUGUCCCAGUUGCGUGGAAAAAAGGCAGAAGAAGGCAUGGAGGCCAUACGCAAGCACAAUGCUUGGCUGGAAGAGCAACUUAAUGAGGCAAAUGACAAGCUUCUCUCCAUCCGGCGAGAUAACGUAAGCCCUCUUAUCUAUCUUUACUCCUUUCCAGACUGAGAAAUGUCUCGCGCUUGAAAGUGAGCUGUCCACCCGGAAAACAGAAGUAUGUUGGUCCUUAUCACACUGAUUGUGUCCCAGUUUGAGAAUUCACAAGCAACUAUUCUGAAGUUAGAAGAUCUGGUAAAAAAAUUGACUGAAUCAAAUGAGGAUCAUAUUGAAAAGUUGAAGCAGGUAAUUAAAAUGGUUCUAUAACCUGCUCUCCAUACUGCCCAUUUUUAUCUGCUUGUUUUAUUUAGAGAACUGAUGAGUUGAUAAACAUGGAGCAACUUCAUGCAAAUGAACUUGGUGCCCAGAAGCGUCUGACUGAUUUGUACAAGGUAACAAUCUUCUAAUCAAUCGAUUGAAUGACAAGGAACAAGCGGCAGAGGCUGAGAAAAAAGUUGAGCAGAUGCAGAAGGCCGUGGCCUCGAUGCAGGAAUUACUAAAAGCUGGACACGAGCGUAAGACUCUUGCAAUAUCCGAGUCGGAGCUUUCUAGACGUUCUUCAGUUACAGUCUGAAAAGGAAGCUCUUUUGAGUGCUUUUACAGAGGAGAAAUAUGACCUUUUGGAAAAAAACAAUACCCUGACACUUGAACUGAAUUCUGCCAAAGAGAUAGUUGAAAAGUUUAGGAUUCAAGGUUAGAUUUUUAUUUCCAGCCAAUUAUAACUCCUUAGGACUGUCUGAGGACGAAUUGCGCAAACUCAACCCAGCAGUUGCCACAACUAUUGCCUCGUUAAAGAGGGGUCGGAGCCUGACUCAAAUUUAUUCAGAUUACGUGCAAGUUGUGGAAGAACGAGACAUGCUUAAGUUAGACAAAGAGCGCCUCACGGAACACGUUCGUGAAAUGGUCGCUCAACUUGAGGAAAAGGGUCAUUGAUUUGUUUUUGCUAAGCUUUUUACAGGCCCUCUUUUACGGUCUCAGCAAGAAGCAUUUAUCAAGUCGAAGUCGCGGGUUGAGGAGCUUGAGCAUGAAUUGUCAGUAUUGCAGAAUGAUUGCAAAGAACUCCGGGAAAACUGUGAAGAUUACAAACGCCGUUCUGGCUACUUCCAACGUCAAAAUUUGAGGCUAAAACAGAGUUGCCGAGAUAUGUCAACACAGGUCAGCUUUUGGAACUGUCAACUUUUUAAUCUUACGCACUUAUUUUCGAGGUUAUUUUGACUAAUCUCUUAGAAUAUUAUACAAAGUCGGCUUUAUUGGGAAUGGUGGCCUAUGUCAAGAUAACCGUUUCUUAUAUUGAAUUGAGCCAGAUAAACCCGCCUGUCUUUUGGGGUUAAAGGAUUGUAGGCUGCACGAAGGUUAACUGGUCAACCUGUUAGGCUUCCUUCUUAUACCUUCCGUUUUUGUUAUCACCUUAGCCCGAAGAAGGUGAAUUCGUCUACUUCCGUGCUUUACCGUUUGAACCCCAAGUUAGUAGGAAAGUUUCUUUGUUCCCUGCAUAGCGCCUCCUACACUCAGGAUUUCACUGUGAUUCGCAAUUUAUGGCUCUGCUUACCAAAUGGUUACGCGUCCUCUAACCACCCUACUUUCCGGCAUUAGUCAUCAAUUUUUCUCCUGCUUCCGUGGUGUCGAUCCUUUUUGAGCCAACCUUUAUUUCCCUCCAGGUGAAAACUCUUAUUCGUGAAUUGGAAAUCGCCCGCGGGACGGUUAUUCGCUCUGACAACUCCGAGUCCGACCAUCCUGAUAGUAGUAGUAACAGUGACCGUCUGGUAGACGAGUCCCUAGAUAGUCGCAAACUCCUUGAUGCCUGCAUUGCAGCUAACAAUGUGAUUGACGAUAACCUCGUCACCUUUGCUAGCCUGUCAGAGCUCCAAUCACAAAAUCAGAAGUUACUGCUCGUUGCUCGGGAUCUGGCGAGUCAGCUGGAAGAGCGUGAGUCUACUGACGAACACCUUGCGAACCGAGUGUCAGAACUGUCUGCCAAGGUGGAUGCUUUGUCCGGUGAGGUCAACGUUGCUCGUCUGGCAGCCAAAGAGGCUCGAAGCGAGGCAGACCUGGCCAUCAGACAGCGGGAUGCCUAUCAGCGUGUUCUAGAGCGUCAUUCGAUUUCUACCAGUCUUGCAGACGUCUCCUCGAGUGUUCUCGAGGAGUCCGUCGGCCCCAGACAUUCACUCAGCCCUUACGACAACUUAAGUAUUCUCGCAAACCGGGGUAAAUUCUUUUUCAGUCGCUUUCUGCUAUGCAUUCUCCCGAUUUUGUCAAAGAUUGUAUCGAAGAAUUGUUCUUUUCAGAUUCUUCAAUAAACACCUCCAUGAAUGUGACCGCUCAGCAGUCGUCACCAGCUGUCAGCAAGCUGGAAGAAUCGCUCUGUUCUCUACACUCAGACUUUCAACAAUAUCGGGAAGAGAAGGCGAAAACCGAUGCAGUUUAUACUGAAACCGUCGAAAAGCUUCGCACGGAAGCGAGCGAGGCACGAGUUCUCAAUCAAAAACUCGCAUCACAGGUACAUUGUCAUAGUCUGACCAUAUUUUGCGUUUUUGGGGCAUUAAAUCCAAGGUGACCUACCCUUCCCUCCUACAACCUGUGUGUUGCUCGACAACGUCAUCCACACGCCGUUUUCAAUCGCCUUUUACAGCUGGACUUUACUCACGAAAAGUUCCGCACCCUGGAGGCAAAUGUGGCCAACUACAAACAGGAAAUCGCCAUUCUGCGCGAGAUGAACGCGCGCUACACGACAUCUGCUGCAGCCAGCGACGAAGCCCUUACACACCUACGUGAGCAAGCUGCUCGAACAGCAGAUAGGCUUACUGCGGCGGAGGCUGAUUCUCGCCAACUGGCCAGACAACUGGAGCAUGCCAGGGCCAAUGAAGCUCGCCUAACGCAGGAACUCCAGUCUGUACGCAAACAGGCGGUCAUGCAUGAACAGCUGAUGCGCCAGCUCCAGCUUAUCCAAGUAGGUUUACAUGACCACCAAUUCUCGGUCUUACCUCUCGCCUACCUCGGUAAUACGGCUCUAUUUACCCCUUUUUUACCUCGUAGUCUAAUCUGGAUCAACGGGAGGAGAUGGAGAAGCGUCAGAUGGAGCGUCGUGUCGCCUCCCUUGAGACGGAGUUGGCCGAAGUUCGCCGCAAGUCUGACGAAAAGCUGGAGGCUGCCAACGCACAAAAUUCCACACUACAAACAGAAUUGCUGUUGGCCCGACAGUCACUCAAAGUCUCGGAAGAUGAGUUGGUGGAGCUUCGGACCUCGCUUGCAGAAGCAACCAAGCAACGCGCCCCGUCCCCCAAAAGUGCGUAUCUUCUCGUUAGUAAAUUGUAGUACUUUCCCUGUCGUGUGUACAUCAUAUUUCAUUUAAUAUGAUGUGGGAAUUCUCCUCGCUGAUCUGCCAGACCUCGUAUCGUUACGCUUCUGUUCCAAAUCCGCGUCCUGAACGCUCAUUGACUGUGAGUACCUAAAGAACGUCUGUCUUUGCAAACCCUUCUUCAGCUGUUGAUACGAAUGAAAACUGACGUCGGUGCUCAUGAAAUGCACCUUGUUUCACUGACAUUGAACACUGUUCUACGAUAUUCUGCUGCUUUUACAUCUCUCGCUUGCUAGGUGCCUCUCAGAAAAAUACGAAUUUUCAGUCAUCCAUUCGGAACUGUUUCGACAACAGUUAGUGAUUCAGCGACCCAGUGAAUUAACAAUCUGAGUAAAUGUCUGCCUGGCAUGCAGUGGGUACUUGUCAUGUUCGCCAUCCUUGCCCAUAUGUCUCGAUGGGCGUCAAACGAACACAUUGGCGGAAUUACUCACAAUAGGCUUAUUGUCAUAUGGUUCGUCUUCGACCACAUUUGCAGUAAGUAAACUAUGUACGAUUCGCAUGCAUUCCCGUGACCAUGUUGCGGUCUUACCUGUCCAACAUACACAGGGGAGGAAAAGCUAGAUAACGUGGGUACGAAUUAGAAGGGUUUUAUCUCACUUGUCAAAGUCAACUGUGUGGUUGAAGAUGUUGUAGAUGUCAUAUGUUCAAUUACAAAAAGCAGCAUUAGACAAACAGCCGAGAAUCCUUAUUCUCUCCCUAUCCGUCUAGGGUCUCUCUUUUGGCUCCUCGUCGUUCACAGAAGUACUUUUCAAAUCCUUUCCUCUCUGACUUAAGUCUUUUAUCCCACUUUAAUAGCAACGCCAGACCAACCUCAGACCGCGACUGGUGAUCUGAAGGCCUUGGAACACAGUAAUCUAUCGAGUCGGCUCCGCGAUCUGGAGAGAGAAUGUGCAUCUCUGCGCGUCUCCCUUGAGGCGGCCCGCGGACAGAGUGUGGAGUAUCAGAAAUUGGCCAAUGAGAUGGAGGAACAUAUUGCUAGACUCAGCAGGGAGCGGGAUGAACUUGAGAAGACAUCCACAGCUGAGGCUGAGGAACGCAACCAGCGUAAGCAAGUCCUCCCUUUAUGUGCCUACUCUUCUGGGCAUCGUGAAUGCUCUUUCUCGUGAAAUGUGCGUAAAUUCACAUAAAAUCCCUGGUAACUCUGAAGCCAGUACAAAUGAAUCGACCAAGACUGGCCUGAUCAAACAGAAACGACCUUCAGUUAGAUUUAUAAUACAGAAGUAAUGGAACUAGCAUUAUACCUUAGUGAAAAUGCCGAAAACGCGAGAAAUCGUGCCAAAUGAGUAGGUUUAAUGUGUGGAAGUGCAUGCCGCAUACCCCUGCGUACAAUGUAUGCCCAAAAAGUCGAAGAACUUACAUAAUCCUCGGAUAAAAUAUCCCCCAAGAAUUGAUGCGAUACAACUAUCAGUAAACUGCUUUUUCGGGGUGUUCAGCAGGAUAGGGAAGCAAGACAUUUAAUUUCCGCAUUGUUCCAUUUGCGGCUGAUCAAGACAAAGAUAAAUUCGUUAAAGAAAUGGAAGUUUUCAUAAGGUAAACUGUCGGGAGACCGAUCGGUAACUACCAAAUGGAAGAAAAUAGCUGACCGAGCCUCAAGCAUACCACCUGCGUACUUGUGGAAUCAUUCGCCUGCAACGGUGUCGUAUGUCUUCUGACGACGGCAGAGGCCGCUGAAUCUGGAGGGGUCCUCGAAAUACCAAUUAAUAACUGCAGUUUUUACUGUCCUAAGUAGAUUUGUCGAAAAGAGGGCAUCGAAAUCAAACAGUUCUUGGGGACUUUUACCUGUGCAGUGGGUUUUCGGCCGUUACUUUCUCUGUAGCUGAUUUGAGCCAUAACUGUGGAUUCAGCUAAGCAUAAAACUUGAUUGCUGAAGAAAGUAGGCACCCAAAACUAUGCCCUCGAGCAAACGAUAAGCCUUUUUUCUCCAAAAAGUGCAUCUUUAAGUUGUUUUGCAAAUAAGUGUACAUAUUCGUCAUGUUUUCUCGCAGUGAAUUCAGGGAAACAGUCAAUACCCUUUCCUUUCCUGCGUUUCCCUGGUUGAUAGGGACCACUUUUCUACUACAGUCGCAGACCAUCUCCCUAUUUGGCGACCACCUUCCUCGUCUUUGCUUAAUUAUUACCCCAAUUUUGCGAAUAUGAAUGCGCUAAAGAGUGACAGCACAACUAUUAAAAUAGCCCUUAACCGACGGAAACGUCACCCAUUCCGUUUCCAAAUUGCGUGUUGACCGAGUACAAACAACACAGAAAACUUCUUGGUUAUUUGAUGGUAGGGCUUUUUUGAGACACUUAUAGUAUACGUGCAUUGGUCUAGACAUAACGGGUGUGGUAAAACGACCGAUUGCCUGUUGCCGUCAUUAUUUUGUUUGAGGGCGCAAAAUUGCACAAAUUUGCAAGCCAGCAUUUCUAGGGGAGAAAGGGACCUUUGUUCUUCUAAAAAUAACACUGUUCUUAUCUUGUCGCAUCCGGUUUACCCGGAACGAAAAGGCAUUUUUUUAAGUCAGCAAAGAUAGUUUUAGCCGAUCUUUCUUAUCUAGAUUUUUGUCCUAUACUAGAGAAGUGUGCAAGUACACAGCUGUUAUCUACGAUGGUAAUUAGCAUAAGAAGUUUUCUAAUUAUGCUGUUUUCUUCCGUCCAGAAUAUGCAUUUAAUAGUUAAUGGAAGGACUUUGAUACAUAUUUUGCGUGAGGAAAAGACCUUAUGCAAUGCAUUAAGCGACUAGGUAAGAUCCACAAUGUCCGAAGCUAUGCCAAACUGACCAUCUGAAUUUAGCCCAGUUCUAAUUAUUUCAGUCACUCACGUACCGUCCUAGCUCUUAUCCUUACCUAUGGGGGCCAUUCCAGCGCACCCACCCUUUUGGUCGUAUGCUCCUUUAGAUGUGGCGCCUUACGUGCAGCAUCGUCUGGUGACAUUCUUUUAUCUGCUGCCUGCUAAUUAAAUGUCCGACCUAUGUAUGACAAUCCAACCCAUCAUCUACUCUGAGCUGAUGACGGUGAUGCUGUUACCACCAGUUCCGUUAGAACGAUCGGUGAGCGCCCCCCUACCAUUGUAUAUUCUCGAUCGAAAACCAACAGAACAACGGGCUCGUGGGCCAGUGGUUAGAGGCGUGGUCUUCUAACUAACAGGUCGCGAGUUCGAGCCUCGGGUGUUCCACACUUCGGGCUAGGGUAUGACUGGCUGACGACGGCUAAUAAACCAGAAAUGGCCACUCCAGUCUCUCUUGUCUUUGGUCGGUAAUGCCAUUCCGCCUAUAUCAUGCGCCGCUGUGCGGCUGCUGGUUGGGUUCGAGGAGAGCCCAUAUGGCACAACGCAACGAGUGAGUUCCGUAAGAACGAUCGGUGAGCGCCCCCUACUAAUGAACCUUUUGUUGUGUCUCAGUCAUUGGUUGUUAACGGCCUCGAUUGUUUCUUAUUACUUGAUUAUUUGUGAACUCUGCGUAUUUUUCCGCGUGCACCCUAAAGGCUGUGAGUUCCUCGAACUCCAGCUGAACCUUGAGAGGAUGGAGCGCCAGGACGUAGUGAACGAAAAUGUUCGUCUGAACGAAGAACUGAACAAGCUGCGCACUGACUUGCGCGCGGAGCUGGCUGCCGCACGCGCCGACCUCACCGCGGCCAUUGAGCGCCGGGACGCAGCUCUGGAGUUUGAGAACAAGGCCCGCUCUGAAAUCGAAGCCCACGAGAAGACAGCUCGUGAGGCGAGAGAGAAGUACGAAAUGGAACUAAAACUGCAUGCACAGGAUGUCCAGGUUUGUACUCAUCCGCUUCUCCAGUACUUUGUGCGCACUCAUUAUUGCUGCUCUUUUGCGUGAGCUGGUUUAAAAGCUGUUUCGUAAUUCAUCUUUUUUUCAGUACGAUACCUCUAGGCGCAUAUACUCUUUACUAGGGGAGUCGAAGGGGCUCUCAGUGUAUUUCGUUUUUUUUACUUUCUCCGUGCUCUGACGGAUGAUGUGUCUUCUGGUUUGCUGUUCAGACCAUGGCCUGGCCACUCCUGAAUAAAGUUUACGCUGACUACCACAACCAAACAAUCCGUCUACGCGAACCACGCACGACCUCGUUCCGCGUGUGUCUCAGACCUCACUGUUGAGGAUGCUCUAAAGACGCCCCAUUAAGAAGGGACCAUUGCAGCCUUACCUGUAGUCUUGAGUGGGACCGAGUUACCACGUCAGUUGGCAAUUCUCCGAGCCACGCCUGCUAGUGCAUCUUAACAGAUUCAAACGCAUCCAGAUUUAUUGUGGUGAGGAAGGCGUUGAUUUGCCGUAAACAUUAUUCCACUAGUAUCUACCUGAAUUCCUUCCCUCCGAUUCGCCGACUGACUGUCUAAGCAUGUCAACUAACUGGGCUCAUUUGCUGUGACGUGUCGUGAGAGCCUCCGUCUAAGGCGUGCCAUACGCAUGUAUUGUGGUAGUUAAGGCCUUGUGCAAACGCGGUGCAGCCCGGUAAGUUCAUGCCGCCAAGCAUUAUACAUGUAAACACAUAUUCCCACUAGCCAGGUAGGUGAACACAAUUAGAACUAGGAAAUAAGUGGUUAACACAGCAUUCUGCGGCCGCCCUCGUCUCCGGUCUUUUUGACACCGUCUUGACACCGAGCCCAGGCGGGGGAGGAGGAGAGAGUGUAGGUAGAUGCAGCGCAAGUCUACUGGCACUAUAAACCCCUGCGCAAGUCACCGUCCCUGCUCCCACCUGCUGUGGGACAUACGGUGGACAUCAUCGAAAUCGAUGGUCGAACUGUCGGUAUAUAGAGUUAAUGUAUACCGCAUGUAUUUGAAUCUUUUGAGAUUAUUACUUUCCAGGCAAUUAGUCUGUGUACAUGCUCGUUGCAUGCUUCGGAUGAAACCUCAGUGAGGGGGAACUCUACCGAGUGUCUCUUAUUUUGAACUUGCAAGACUACCUCUUAAAUCAUUUCUAGCUGCGCGCCCCCUUUAACGUUCGUUGGGGAUUUUUGUCAAGCGCCCUUUGCGGGAUUUUUUGAACCAUUCUGAAGGGGUUUCAUCAUAUACAUCAGGCACGCGGAGAACAAACGUCGACGUCGUUUAUGACAGGUUUUCGCGAGGUCACUAGACCCUAUUAAGCUAUUUAUCGAAAAUUCUUGUAGGGCACUCGCUGAACACUUCACCCAUUUGGUAUCUAUUAUGCUUGACUCACUCGCAGGUGACUGUCUUUUUGCUCUUUACCGUCUUCUGCGGAAAAUUAGAGGUGCGCCCUUCACAACUGAUAUGAGGCAACAUCCGCGCUAAUGCUUAUCAAAUAGUUCGAGUAGACAUUCACACAUCUGUUGUCAUUUGUAUAUUUCUGAUAGACCGUUGGAAAGAUAUUGCCACGUAAAAAGGGGAGUGUCUUUAAAAUCCAAUAAACAACACUGCAUUGCACACCUGCGACCAGUUUGUUUUUAAUUCGCACGACUUAUGCAUUGCUCUCAGCCGAUGUCAACGUCUAGUUCUGCAGCAACACGCAUUGUUCCAUCAAGUGGUAGGACAGCCCCGGUGGACCCCUUCUGGUCGUAUUCGGACUUAUAGACUGUCUCGAAAACUACCAUCGACGAGGUGCCAGCCAUGACCGGGACGUGGCCAGACCACUAUCUGAUAAUGGUGGACAGUCGACUGGUGAACGGGAGUGGGAGUGAAGUCCACUCUGGGUACUUCGCCCCUAUGGCACUUCAGCACAUGUUCUCACUACAAACAGUCUGACGCACUGGAAUUUAUCACGACGCGCUAAAAGUCGUGGCUUGCGAGACUGCCAACUGACAGUAUAAUUCAGACCUCGCAGUCAGCCCUGUGUGUGUUAAAUGACUGACUGGUGGACUAGGAGUCAGUAUCAGUGGCUCCUUGAUGUAGCCUCUAUGGCACACACACACACAUGUGAGAUCCGGGCCGCCCCAUUUUAUGAAAACCUUGUGUGUUGUGCGGUGUAUAAGUCGUGUGUGACACACGCAGAUAGACGGCGCGUUUAGCUCUGUCAGCCACUUACACCCAAGCCUAGCACCAGGUGGCUGGCCGUCUGGGUGCUCCGUCCCCACGGCACUUGAGCACGUUUUCUCACAAUGAACGGCUUGACGCACCAAAAGCUGUGGCUUGGAGGGCUGCCAACUAACAGGAUAACUAGGCUCUUCCAGGACCGAGAGUCAGGCUGUAAUAGCUCCCCGAUGUAGUCUGUACGGCACUUCCACUCAGACGGGGUCCGAGCCUGCUUUCGCCUCUGUGAAAGCCCGGUCCUUUAUGCGCGGGCCGGACGUGCGUGGCACGCGUAGACGGGCUGUUUAGCAUUGCCAGCCACCGCGCCCGAUCCUGUCUCCAGUCGUUCUGACUCUCCCCACCAGGCUCGGGAGGGUAAGGGAGAAGAGUGUUGCAGAUGCUGCGUAAGCCUACCACCAGUAUAAACUAUUUCACUCGCAGGUUACAACCAUUUUGUAGGGCAUAUGGUGGACGUCGUCGUUCGCAACAAUCGAACAGACAUUCAGUAAUGCCCUCUCAAUAACAGGGACAGAACUAACCACAAAGUAAUCUGGUUUCAUCCUUUUCAGUUUCUGAUUACUCAUUUCCUGACCCACUUCUGUCUCAUACACCUUCAGCUGCUGACGGAAGCUAGGAGGGUCUCGUCCAGUGCCUCGUCUGAAAUCAGCGCCCUCAAGGCAGAGCUGGAGGAAUCGCGAGCUCGACUGAAAGAUGUGAACUCCAGUACUGAAGCCCAAACGGGUCUGUGGGACGAAGAGCGUGCCAAGUUGAGUGCGCAACUCGACGAGUCCAACGCUGAGGUUGACCGCCUGCAGGAGCAGAUUCUCAAGGUACGCCCUCCUCACUUUUUACCUGUAUUGUUUUCGAUUCGGACAAAGGGGGAGACUUGUAAGAAGCGCAGUUGACUAGCUGUAUUUGGAAAACUUAUUAUCUAAUAGUGUUUUGAAGACUCGAGAUAGUCGGUCGGGGACCUGAUCUGGGCGGAUGCCCUGGCCACCUUCGCCUGUGUUCCGCGGCGUAACGCCUGUCUAAUUCCAUGCUAUUGACAGUAGUUGUUUUAUGCUGUAAGUUCUUGCCGACAAAGACAAGGGAGACUGGAAUGGCCAUUUCUGGCUUAUUAGCCGUCGUCAGCCAGUCAUACUCAACCGCGAAGUCUGGAACACCUGAGGCUCGAACUCGCAAUCCGGCCACAAGCAAUGGUUCUAGACCGGAGUCCCAGGACGAAACCUAGCGUCCGCCCCUGUCCAGCAAUCAGGAGAGGCCGGUAACCGUCACACUCGCGCCACUUAUUUUCCUGAUGAUAGACACCAGACUGUGUGCCCGCGGCCCGUCUGGUAUGACCGACUGAACCCGGAUCCAAAUCGCGUGUAAUUCCAGCCUGAAUUUAGGGCAUAGCUAGUUGACAAUGUCGGGUUACCAAAAAUUGUCAUUUCUCCCCCACUCUUUCCCCGCGGCACACCUGUUGGCCCUCCUUUCCCAUGUUCCCGAAAGUGCCCGCUUCCUAUUAGCAAGUUACUCGCUUGGACAACAGCUUCAGCCUUCAGUCUUGUGCUGUUCACCUCGUCCAUGUUGUCGGUUGUAUUCACCCUCCUCCUCCCUCUGUAUCCCGCUCAGUUGACUGAACAACUCAACGGCCUGCGCAAACUGCUCGAGCAAUCGACCUCAGACACCAUCGCAGCUGAGCAAUUUACCACUCAAAUCCAGGCCUCUGAAGACUUUGCACAGAUUCUAAGGUAAGCCUCCACCACUCCUAGUAGUCAGCCUACUCUAACUAUGACUCGUUUCAUCGACCGUCUUAAACGCAUUCUGGGAACGAUUUGUCCUUCCAGUUAUCUGAGGCGUCAAAAAUCGAUUGCCGAGGCGGCGGAGGAGACAGCCAACGCCGAAGUCGCCCGCCUAACCCUGCGUGCAAAGAACCUCGAACGGCAGGUCGUUGAUCUGCAGACAAAACUGGCCGAGGAAAAGCGCAACAGCGAAGUGAAGGCAGAAACAUCACGUCAGCACGCUCACCUGAUGAACCAACUGGAGCAGAUGAAUCUUCUUAGCGAGUCUAACCGUCUUCUGAGGCAGGAGAGGGAGACUGUACGCGAGGCUGCGGCUCGAGCAGAAGCCCAGGUGCGUUUCUCCCCUCUGAACGUGGUUUCUCCAAGAUCCAGAGCUAAAUGGGGCAAGAUCUUGUUUCGCAGCCGCCCCUGCUACCACCGACGCCGUAUGAGAGGCGGCUGGGGUUUGUCUACUGUAGAUGUGGCUGCGAAAUAGGAUCAGACCCCAAAUGGCCUUCGUGGUCAUCUCGGGCUGUUUCUACUAAUUUCCUCCCCAUUGUUCAGGUUAGACUCUUCUGUGCACUAUAUCCUACCGCGAGCCUAUGCAUAUGUACUUCGAAUGGUCUAUGCACACAUACAUGUGUAUUCUCUAUCAUUCGGAUAUACAUGUGUGCAUAUAUACAGUAGGUGGGCUAACUCAUGAAAUGUCCAUCUAAAUUCCGAAAUUCGUUUUCGUUUCGAAAAGAUUAAUUAAGUAGGGUUGUAAAAUAAGUCAGUCCGCAACAUAAUUCUAUAAUAUCUCAGUUACCUCAGGAUGCCGGCUUUCGAAUGAACUCCCUUCUGGCUGCAUGCAAAAACUACACUCUGUAACAAAUGACUACUUAUGUGGCGUGACUUUUUCAUUUUCACGGAAAACAUGCAUAAAAAUAUUCAUUCUUUCGCUCAUUCGGUAGAAAACUGCAUCUUCCAAUUUUAUACUCGAAGGAGGGGCACAAUUCAGUUUUCAAAAAGUCUCGAAUUGUGGGACUUUUAAAUACCGUGAAAAGGCCGUUCAUAAAUCGUCAUGUCUCUGCAUUUACCAACGUGACUUGUUAAGUCAACAAUAUGGAUCAAAUCCACUGCUUAAUUUUAUGAACCCUAUAUGGUCCCCCUUUAUUACCGUAGAGAGAUGUGUGGUUUUCCGUACGCGGAAAAUAUAAGGCUUGUAGUUUGGAAACCCCGAAUCCAAGUUUAACGGUAGAGCGGGUUCAAAAUUAUUCGUUAAUUGUUUUUGAAAACCGAAUUAUACCCUUCCUUCUAGUAUAAGAUUGGAAGAAGACGUAAUUAUCUACCGAAUGGGCAAAAGAAAGAAUAUUUUUAUGCAUGUUUCCCUUGAAAUACAAUUGGACAAUGAGAAAAAUAUAUGCCACUUAAGUAGUAGAUUUUCACAAAGUGUAGUUUUUGCAUGCAGCCGGAAGGAAGUUCAUUCGAAGGCCGGCAUCUCGAGCUAACUGAAAUAUAGAAUUAUGUUGCAGGCUGACUGAUUUUACAACCCUAUUUAAUUAAUUUUUCCGAAACGAAAACGCAUUUCGGAAUUUCAGUUGACGUUUCAUGAGUUAGCCCACCUACUGUACGUACAUAUAUGCAAAAUGACGUUGCCAGCAAGGACAGAGGAGGCUGGGGUAGCUAUUUCCGGUUUGUCAGUCGUCACCAGCCAGCCAUACCCAACUUCGAGGUAUGCAAUCCCCGAGGCUUGAACUCACGACCUGUUGGUUAGAAGUCCCACGCCCUAAUAGCUGAGCCAGGGGCUCGUUGUUCUGUCGGUUGCGAUCGGGCAUAUUAACAACGGUAGAAGGACGCGCACAGAUCGCGUCACGGAACUCACUCGUCCAGUUGUUAAUAUACCCGAUCGUAGCCGACAGGAUAACGAGCCCCUGGCUCAGCUAUUAGGGCAUUGGACCCCUAACCGAUAGGUCGCGAGAUCGAGUCCCAAGUGUUCCACGCCUCGGGGUUGGGUACGGCUGGCUGACGAUGGCUAAUAAGUCAGAAAUGGCCGUUGCAGUCUCCCUUGUCCUUGUCUAAAUCGAUAUGCCCAACAAAUUAGAGCAUGACAUACUGACCUUACAGUGCCCAUCUCUGAUCGGUUUUCUCGCAAACAAGACGACUCGUGUGUUCAGGUAUCUGAACCAGAAAGUUAUACAGUUGCGGUUCUAUGAGCGUAUCCGUUCUGCUUUUGUCUGCUUGUCACUUGCCAUUGACCAUUGACAAACGUUUAGGGAUUGUUACAGUUACGCUCAUUUUAGUUCUUUUUCUCUUCCCCGUAGCUUGCCGCCUUGCGUGCUGAUACGGAACCCAUGCGUAGCCAGUGCAAAAGCCUCGAGGACGCCCGUGACCUCUUGAUCUCCGAGAAGAAGUCACUGGAAGAGGAACGUGACCGGUGGAAGGAGCGAUGCACGCGUCUGGUUGAGACCACAAAGCGCAUGGACCCCGAGGAAUACAAACAAGCCUGGUAAUUAGCUAUUCUUCCUACCUAGGGCACAUCUGAGAAAAACCUCCACCUUCUGGCCACUUUUAGGGCAUUUUCAGCGUUUCCAUUUUCGCUUCGCGUCAACACCGCGCUUGUAAUGCCAGCCAGUUGGCAAGAAGGGGUCUUCAGGGGGAAGUUUCAACCAGCUUAAGGAAUCUCUUCCAGAAUUAGCGUACCCCUACAACGGACCGCGCAGAAGUUGCGCUGACCAAACACGUGGGCCAGAUCGGGUUACGGCGCACCCAUAACAAACGCCAUACAUGGAGUCGUUGUGGCACGCCUAUGCGCAUGCUCAUGCCACACCAGCCAGCUCCGCCCAAUCCCGCCUCUGGUCUUGGCACAGGCGCCAGGUGGGGGAAGGGGGGAGGAGGAAGAAAUGAGGCAGACGCUGCGCAAGUCUACUAUCACUAUAAACGAAUUCACUUAAGCCCCUGCCACGGCGCCCAUCCUGCUGUGGUACACACGCUGAAUGUCGUCGGUAACGACGGUCUAACUGUCGGUAUAUGAAAGUUGUAAUAGAUAGUUGACUCUUCUCGUUUCAGCGUAAUGUGCCGAAAUCACUCAUGUUCGCACUCGCACCUGCAGGAGACAGUAGACAGCCAUUGGGCUUCUAGGUAAGAAUCGAACUCCAAAAGAAACACCUAUUCAAACCAUCUUUCAUCAAUGGAUUUUGAUGUUUCAGAAGAAGAAGAAGAGGACGAAGCGACCACUGAAACAAGUAAUUUAUUAAUCUGGCGUUUCAAAAUCUCACUCGACUGUCUCUGGUGAUGGACUCGAGUGAGAAUCCGAAACUUCAAGCCAAUAAACUUCUUGUUCCAUUGAUCGCAUCUUCCACUGAACUGUUUCCUGGAACGCGCCUGUUCGCCUUCAUCGGCAAUUUUGCUGUUUACCAGUCCAAAAUAGGCUGUCUUCUAUCCGCUGUACUUCUUUCAAUCGAAAAAAAAACAGUAAACUCUACCUACAUAACAGGCGUUGACCAUGUCAUUUGUGGUCCUUAUUUGUUCAUCACCCAAAACCGCCUGCAAUCUACCUAUAACAUUUUCAGGAGAAUAUUGUCCAUUAAUAACCAGUCAUGAAUGACGGUGUCUCAGUGUUAAUUUAAGCCUCUUCCAUAAUACCCCUUUUGGCCCGAACUACACUGGAGGAGGAAAACAGGUGAUAAGAAGUAGCACAGUUUUAAGACUUCCCUUCUCUAAGAGGUAAAUUCCCUAACAAACUCGCUUUCGUAUUCCGCCCAUAGUAACGCACGUGACGAGUUGCAACGUCGUCUGCGCUCUCUGGAGGAUGCCAAGUUGGCUAGUGAACGCGAAGCCGAGGCUAAACUAAGCACAUUGGAGGGCCGCGUUGCGGAGCUGACGACAACCGUUGACCAGCUGGAGGCUCAAAAACGCGUCAACGAUGUUCAGAUCUCUUCCCUCGAGUACGUUUGACUUCUCUCCUGCUCUUGGCUGUUAUCUGCGUGCGUAGCGACAACAGGGGUGUAUACUUGCCCUCCCCCCCCCCCCCCUCCAUCAUCACUGCUUUACCUAAGUCAAGUUGACGUGUUUCCGCUGUCUAGGUGCCCAUAUUGCUUUGCUAAUGAAGAGUGCUUAUCUUUUUCACCCUCUCUCUCAACAGAUCCCAGUGCAACACCCAGAAGGAAGAGUUAGAGAAACGGCAGACAAACAUCGUCAAACUGCGUGAAAUAGCUCGCAAAUAUCGCCACGAAACGGACGAGCUGCGUUCCCGAAUUUCCAGUUCUCAGGCCCAGGGUGAGCUCCCCUUUUUUUCUUAAUUUGCAAUUCCCUCCCGAUACACCGGUUUUAAAUGCUUACUUUCUUCCUGGCUUUCAUAGAGGCUACCAUGAAGACCGCUGAGGAAGCCGUGGUCGCAGCCCAGGCAGACCUUAUGAACGCCCGCUCUAACCUGGAGAUCGAGCACGAGCGAUCUUUGCAGCUGUCACGAGAAUUGGAUCAUCUAAAGACCCUCAUGGAUACUGCCGAGGUGACCUGUCUUUUCUGUCGGUCUUGCAUCUCCACUGCUUGUGAUCAUAACCUAUUAGCUCCCAUCUUUGCCUCUUUUCUUACUUCGCACUAGUUAUUUCCCCGUUCCCCAAUAUAAUUCCUCCGCCCUGCGUGACGAAGUCCACCAGUGUCCCCAUGGCGCAGUAGUGGCUUGUGUUGAUUGGUUAAUAGCCAGGGAGACUUGUGCAGCGUCUAUCCCAGCCCCCUUCUUUUCACAUCCAGUUCCCCAAUGGCAGGACAAAGUCAAGACGACUGGAGACAGGUGUGAGCCCAGUUACUAGCAGAGUUAAACAGCACGCUUGUGUGUGUCACGCAAAUGCUAAUCGCUACUGGUCCCCAAUCCAGACUUCAAAUAAGGUAUCAGACGGCUCAUCGAAAAACCCUGCCACAAAGGACACAGUAAGAAGGAUCCAUUGCAUCACCACCUGCAGCCCGGAGGAGGAUCAAGUUACCCCGUCAGUUGGCAGCCCUCCGAGCUACGACCAUCAGGGCGUCGUAAUAGUUUAGGCUGUGUCGAAUGUAUUGUGGUGGGAAAACUUAACGCGUGAUCCAUGCCAAAUCGGCCCCUCUAUCUCCUACCUCUACGUAAUCUGCUGGCAUCAAGUCUGAGUGCAACUGACUGCAGAUAUGAUCAGGCACAGUGGAUGAUGUGGCGUAAAGCCUCCGGUCAAUGCGUGCCACGCGUUCUUAUGGCCCCCUUUUUGAUUGACGCCAUUGCCCCCUCCGUCUACCAGAACACUGUUUUGCCUGCUCCACCACCUUGAAGUUCACCUAUAUUACAUAAAUUCUCAGGGAUGUUAGCCCGCCAAGCAACAACAACAGCAUCAAUGGCCCAGUCGGGUACCUUCUAACCCAUUGUGGUACGAUUGGAGGACCGCUACCAGUAGUCCGACCUCCGUCUGGUCCUCUUUAUCUGCACUUUCAACACCCUCCCGGCAUCGCACAGACCUAAUCGGUCAUAUGUGCUUGUACGAAGCAAACAGCAAAACCUCACCAGUUACUCCUACAGCGAUCAUGUAAUCAGGUCUGUCGAUGUCAUUCGCGACGGACAAUGCGUCGUCUGUGUGGACGCUUGCAUGUGACGCGUUGUACGACGGCUCCAUGUCACCUUAGCCACUUCGUCCAACCCCGUCGGCAUGAGGAGGAGGGUUUCGAAUUUCGCCCUCAAGAGCAAAUGACUGGACGACGGACGUGUACACCGAACAGAGUGUUCACACUGACUACUUCAUGUGUUUUAAGCCGUGAUUGGGCCCUACCAGACCUAGGCAUGAUGAGGGAAUAAAGACCUGAACUGAAGUCUGUCGUUUCUGUACGGAUUCAAGUCCCUAGCUGCAAACGUCCAACUACACACCCCCCCUCCGUCGGCUGAGAUCACAAAUGUGCACAGUCAAAGCAGCGAAAUUACGGGAAGUAGCAUCGUCAUUCCACCUGCAGUCUGGGACUUCACAAGCUAAGCUGCCCAACAUUAAGGUGCGGGCGGGCAGCAUACCCCAAGGUAAUCCAACUAUGAAGACCCGGUCCCAAUGCCCCAAUAAUUAUAUUGCCCAUUGCCCUUAAAUAUACUGAAUUACCAACAAAUACAUGGGAGACUGGCUGGUUGUUUUUAGCCUAUUUGCCGUUGCAAGCCAAUCAUACCUCGGCGGCAGCUCAGGAGAGCCCAAGGUUUAAGCCCGGUUCAAGUCGGCCCUUAACCUUAAAACAUUGUCAUAUGAUACUCUGGCUCACGCUCUUCCGAUUGUAAUAAAGAAUUGUCAAAGUCACGCGAAGGUGGUGUCCGCCGACCUGACCAAUGACCAACCGAGUGAAGGUCCCGGUCUAAAAUACCGGUACCUCAAUCACUCUUGCCUCUGUUAUACUCCCCCUGGCUUAUUUAUUGAUCGUCACGGUGCAAUCGCCUGUGUAGAGUCUUACAAUGAAGCUGCAGGAUAAAGCAAAGCAUCCGUAUUCCGUCCUGAAAUCACGACAUGUGAGUAAAUUACUUGACUAUGGACGUCAUGCCGUUAGUUGUCUGUGUAUAUGCCACCUGUCGACGUCCAGACGAGCGUACAGUUGGUUGCCCAAAUUGCGACCGAAAAACUGCCUUAUUUGAAGGUGAUAGUUGACUGACGGCGACAGACUCGGUCGAGGUCUUUAACUGCGUUUUCGCGUAGCAAUGGUUAUUUCAAUAAAACCAUAAAAUCAUUUGUAAAAUAUGAUAUCACAUCAAUCAGUAUCCAAUAGCAUGCCUUCUGUCCGCCAAAAACUUCUUUGCUUAGAUAAGACUCCCAGGCGUUGUUGUAUGCAUUUUCAUUGUUUAUGGCGCCCAUUUAGAGUUAAUUAUUCUUCUGCUUGAAAGGGCUGACGAGAAGUCGCCCCUAGAAGUAAGCUCCCGAGGUUACCCAAUCCUGCUUCCUUGAACACGUUUUACUGUGUGUGUCCCUGAAUGCCACUGUAUUCAGAUAUCGCAGGCUCCCUGCCCUUUUUGGUUGUCAUGCCGAUUACUUCAAAUUUUAUGUACUUGUUCAAAUUGCUAAAGGGGAUUUCUAGGCCUGUAUCUGAGGGUAGGGAGGUUAGUUCUGAGUGUGAUCGUGUUCAAUUGUUUGAAAACUUCGUCCUGAAACUGUGUUCAAAAUUCAUAAUAUUGAAUCGACGUAAUCCAUAAUUGCCUUAGUUACUACAUUUGUCAGAGCAGAUUAUAGAAAAUAGGCAGAAGACAUCUGCUGUGACCCACAUUUCGUGCCAUGUACUUUUCAAAUUGAAUACUGAUUAGUCCUCACAAGGAUAGGGCACCCCUAGUCUAACCCAAUCAAUGCUCUGCCCACCAAAAUCGUCUGCACCAUCUCAGAUUUAAUGGCAGAUACUAGCCAUUACAGAGCAAGAUUUUAGUAUUUUUCCAGGUUUGCAACUUCUUGGUCAUUUUUAAUCCCUGGGGGUUAUCUGAGCAGAAGCAAUAUCUCUUAACAUUUCUCUUCUCGAAAUAGGCUUUAUCAGUGGUGGGCUCCAUUCAGACGGAACCCGAGCAACUGAUUGUCCCCAGCACCUCCACUGAUGCCACGCCAUCAGCCCUCCACGGCCGUCUUAAUCGCCUCCUCUCGGUCUUGGUGGCCGAAUUGACCCAGCUGCGAGCUCAAGGCGAAGCCCAGCGCGAGCGUCUACUUCGAAUGCAGUUGAUCGAGUCCCAGCUCACUAAGUCCAAACGCGAAUGUGCCGAUUUGCGGUCUCAGCUGUCAGCGGCGAGUGCAGCCGCUAACACGCCAACGCCUCCACCAACAACUCAGUCAGUUCCCAUAACCGUCCUUUCUGAGGUCACAUCUUCCUCUGUGAUUCUCCAAACGAUGCCUGCUCCGGUAAAUUUACCCUGCUUCUCAUCCUCUGUCCUGUUUUAUGUCCGUGUAUUACUGUUCCCACUCCCUCUAACCAUACUGUUCAGCACUUGUAUUUUGCAUGGCGAGGAUUUAUUAAUUACCCUGGCUACUUCUAGAACACCCCGCAGAUGUGCAUCUAUUGCGACCGAUUCACCCCGUCAGGACGAAGACCGGAUACAGAGAGCGAUUACUGAGGGUCUUCGGGGACGUGUCGAGACAGGUUUUUGACGGAUUUUUUCCAAUUCGCCUUAAGUGAGAAAUCCGUGGGUAUCCAGGUUAGCAGAACUGACUGGGUGGUGCAAGAUGUCUUAUAACCGCAUUGUCCGUCCUUCUCGGAUGGCCUCAACUAAAAUCGGACUGUCUCCUAUAAAAAAUAAGCUCAGAUGCCUCGCUUGUAGGUGCUUCUUCGCCUGAAACAACGCCAGAUCUGGCAGACUACUUCAGGCGUUCCUUGAUGUUGCAACGGGCCUUUCGACUCCACUUGAGGCCCGAUACUUACCUCCAGUCCGUAUCCAUCCCCAACUCCGCAUAGCGUAAGAAGAUGGUUGACGACUUCUAUUAAGACAUUCUUGACUCGGGGUACCUCCCACCGCAAUUUUGGCCACUUAGCUUUGGUCCCUCGUUUCGUCCUUGCAUACAGGGCUUAACGAAGUUGCGUGGGUAGUGAUUGCUCGGAACACCCGCCUCGGGUAUUGUUACUCAACAACUUUGUCCUCCAAUUCGUCCCAGUGCGUCUUAGCACACUGCUGAAACGACCUCGCACAACUGCGUUCGCGGCCCAUUGGGUGGCUGCUGUUUACAGUUACUUACGUCCAAUUCGUCUCUACGUUGAAGCGUUUUCGGGUCAUCAUAAUCUUUCUGAAAGACUGUAGCCACUGUAUCCUGUCUGUCCACUACCAUUAUCUGUUAUUAUCUUUAAAGACGGACUCGAGAGGAAACCGGAAACGUCGGACGAAAAAAUUCUUGUUCCCGCGAUCCAGUCUCUUUCUUUACCUUCAGUCUUGUCGAUCACUGGGAUACAUAAUUAAAUUCAAUAGCUUGACAGUCGCAUCUUGCAUACUUUGUUACGGCGAACUUUCAUCCUAGGAACAACUCCAAUGCCUAAACCUGAGUAUUACCGAUUUCCCGUAACUGUGUUUUGCAGUCAAAGCUGUCUCCUCCCGCAUCCUUUGCUUCUCUGUUAUCUACCGCCUACAUCUAGAGUGCCCUAUGACAAAAUGAAGAUCUAUGUGCCGCAGACCGGGCACAGAAUGUUGCAGCACGAUUUCAUGAAAGCUGUGAACUCGUGUAGUCAACUGUUGUUGCGGCCGCCUGGACGGGUGACUGUCCCAUGAUGACGGCGCACUUGGUAGGGAGGGUUGUUGCCUUCGCACUUUUAGUCUGUGCGUCGUGGUAGAAAUUGACCUGGGAGCUAAAGUGCUGACCAGAUGUCGGUCCGAAGACAUGCUAACAUGGAGCUCUGUUUGUCUUUGGAAACCGUGGAUUGCCCCGCUGUGACCAAUGGGCCUUCAUCAAACUAGUCUUAAUUGCCAAUACGCCCUCUGGAACGCGAGCCCACUCCCACGACAGAUUAUCGCCACGGACAAUUUUAAUUUAGAAUAGGGGGAAUCUCAUUUUUUCCAAUUUUCAUUGGUGUUGUCUCCUUUGCUCGACUCUACCCUGCUGUCUUUCCGUGUUAGGCUUUUGAGAUGACCCAAGACAUUGCCACAAACACCCAGUCAUUGCCUGUGGACACACCUGUCUGCGCCACAUCCGUCUUUGGCGCCCCCGCCACGACACCUGCCACCGUCUCCGCUGCCUCGCACUCUUGGAUUGCCAGGGCGGCAGCGACUGUCCAGCCCGUGCAGACCCCCUCGCCGGUCGCGGCCACGUCGACUGCGGCCGGAUCCCCUGGCCUGCUGCCUGGUAACCGUCAGACAGCUGAGAUCCGUCCCAUCACCAAUAACGUAGCUACUGUACUCCCAACGCCAACUACCCCCGGUAAUUAUGCCCUUUCUACUGCUAUAACAGUCCCAGAGUUCUUGCCCGUCGGGCCUAUCUGAACUGAGGCCGUCAUCCCUUUUUUGCUGCCUAAGGUCUCUAGUUCCGAUGUUUGGUCCUAAAAAGUUCCGAUCGUUUGAACUUAGCUGUCUUCAUCUGACGCCUUAUACUGUGGUCGUAGGAUGUCCAAAAACGACUUGUAUUACCAAAUGCCUGACUUCAUGGGGUGUGCAUUCCACUCUAACCCAACCUGCCAGCGUCGAAUGAUGAAUACCUGGAGUUUCACUACGCCUGAUGAAUGCGCACUGCGGUUCGGUCAGUAAGGAGGAACCAGUCAUGCUUUGGUACGUAUAGACGGAAACUGUAUGCUAGGCCGACCGCAGUGUUCAAACCCAUACCUCGUCCUGAACCAGUUUCCAAUGGAAUACCAUGAAUGUGAUAAGGGAUAGAGAGGUCAAUGUUCUGCGAAUUCUACCACCACUUGGACUCACAAUCAAUCUACCUGGGUGACAAUGGAGACGGGAGAAGCUUUCCCUUCCACGUAGAUCGGACAGCGUACCUUCCAGACCGUCCACAACUGGGUUUUUGUAUUGUUGGCAUUUAAAUUGUCCGCAGUUGCUUGGCCAAACGUAUACCACAACUGUCCCCACGGGAACAGUAUUGCACUUUUUCCCCUUUGACACUGCCUGAUGAUCGUCUGCUCACCUACCAUCUCAGCCUUAUGUUCCCUGACGUGCGUUGUUGGCAUUUCACCAUAGUAGAAACGCUAUAAUUUCCCGCAAUCAUUUGCCACUACAGUGGGCUUCGACUGAUCGGUCCACAUUGUGCUAAGAUGUUCCGGACAAAUUUUCUGAAGUUUCAGUCGAAAUACGUCAGUCGAGAGUUCACUUGACGUCUGGGUCUGCCCCUCCCCCUCUUGUUUCUGCUUUUGGGACGUUUUCCGGCGUCCUUUAAGCAGUGCUCAUUCUACUUACAGUUUCUCCUACUGCCGUAUCACUUUUGCGGCUGUGGAAUUUGGUGCACCUGUUUUCUCCGUCGGGCGGCCUCGUCUGAUUUUAGCUCGUUGGUUUCUUCUCUGGUUCAGUUAAGCAAUCUUGCCUGUUAGUGUUACAUCUUCCCUUGGCAUCUUGGUUGGGUGCGAUCUAUUGGCGGGCAUGACGGUAGCUUGGACCAAUCGGCUGACAUCUCAUCGACGCCAAAACUGCUGCAUUCGUUUCCCCUUCCCUUCAAACGUUCACCUCGUACACCCUAGUUCCACUUUAGCCACCCUUAGGGUAGGGCACGGGAAUGUGACCCCCUUCCAGAGGGUUAGGAUUAAAGUCAAAACACGGAAAGAAGCACACCCUGCAACUUGGCACAAGGCCAUCUGUAGUUCGGGGACCCUUGUUCCCCUGUCCUCAGUCGUCAGGUGACGUGUCACCUCCGGUAUCGGUAGCUCACCCGCAUGCUCGCUUAGCCACACCGACUGGAGAUCUAUACGGCCUAAUCGGUUAACCUCCUUUUCUGUCCAAAAUGCAAGCUAUCCUCCCAGCAUUUUCUUUUCGUCUGGCUUGGACAAUCACCACCCCACUUAAUCAGCGUAACUUCGUGACAUGCACACCAUCUCAGCCGAUUUUUCAGCGUUCCACUAGACUAGCCGUUAAGCCGAUUGAUCAUAACUUUGUGGACCCUGAAUCACGUUGAACUCCACACUCGUGGGGUUAAUGCGGGAUUCUGUGCAUUCCCCAUCUCGUCUUUUUUGUGUACUUUAAACUCUUACAUGCCUUUUUCGGCCAUUGCCUUCACUCUCCUCUCUUGUCUAUUGUCGGUGUUGUCCCAGCAGAGCAGGGUUCCCAUCUAGCGGUCAUUGUGGAUGCACCCUCAGUUCUGCAGACCCCUCCGACUGCCUCCACAUUCGCCUCCGCUCCCGUUCCAGUUCCCUCCUGCGGCUUCUUUGCCGGACCGACUUCGACUGCCCAGGAGGUGUCGGUACCACUGCAGUCCACUGUAACGGUCCACCGUUUUCCCCAGCAGCCGGGUAAUUUACUCCUUUUUGUCCGUGUAUGCUGCUGUAUUGGCAGCUCUCUUCUGUACGCGCCGAAACACGGAAAACGUUGACUGGCAUCUUUAAGUAUCCUUUCAACAGCACCAUAUGAGAUGGCAGUACAAAUGAGAAUGCAGCAGGACCUCGAGUUAGCUGUUGCACGGCAGCGUGCCGACUUUCCUUUAGCAGUCGCCUUGACCGCUUGUACAACUCGCGCUGGCAAGCCUAUCGACUCGGGUAAUGCUAAAGCUUUGCUCAUGCUUGAGCCAGACUGCCUCGGUGAUGUCGCGGAUUGUAACUCUGCCACCGUUUUCUUGUAGUUGGGUUCUGGAUCCAAAGCGCUAGAGUGAAUAAUCUCGAUUAAACGGUUUGGGCAGCUGUCGGACGCCCGCCGGUACUUAAAAUGCCCAAGGGACCUCAGGAAAACGUCCGACUACACGACCACAGUAGAGUUUAGUCAACGUUUUGUUCCCUCCGACGCAUACUCUCUAUGCUUAAGCUAGCUGUUUUCAAAAGCAUUAUUUGCCUAACGAGCUACGCAAGCGGAGUAGCUUACACACGCCGUCCCAUCAAUCCCUACUGAUUGCACGCACUAUGGAAUUGAGGGUUUUUCCAACAUGCCAUCAACAUGAGACGCUUUCCCGUAUUGCCUCCAGUCGCGUUAGUAGUCAGCGUUUAGUCCUCCAGCCCGACUUUUCCCCUGGUGAUUGUUUCAGCUCUCAUGCUGUGAUAUUUUUUGAUUUUUAAAUCAUCCAUUUUUGCCUCUUCUCCCUAGCACUGAUUUCCACGCCCGGCUCUUCCCGUUCGGUUGCCGGUACUACCUCCGGAAAACGUCCUUUCGCAGAAAUCUCCACAGAUACUGGCGUUUUUGAGGCCGCGAACCCUGCUGAGCUUAUCGCAUCUUCAUCAUCAGAGACCGCAGUGUACUCAUCCCUCCAACAGGUAGAGACGUCCGAGGCUGCUUUGGACCCUGAAGCGAAGCGUCUCUGCCCUGCCACCACAAGACCAUUAGCCGGCCCCGCGACGGUGACAACAGUGGCGGUUGCAGCGACCCUCUCGGUUCCGCCUGUCUCUGAAGCGCCUGAUGCUACUGCUGCUGGCGGUACCUUUCCCAAGUUUUGCUUUCUUAACGAACCCCCACACUCGGUAGCCUUUUCGUGGAGUGGGCGUCACUUCACGCUGACCUUCCUGUAUCCUGUCAGUGUAUUUUGCGACUUGUCGUCGUUUGAUUGGACAGGCAAACUGUCGUUGUGUGUGUGUGUGUGUUUGUACGUACAAAUGGAGUAGCUGGAAUGCGGCGCGCCUGAUGUCCUGACAACAGGGCGUGCGAAAAGUAGUGACUUAGAAGAUUGCCUGCCAGCUGACGGAAUGUCGUCCCAGUCCUCUGGAAAGACGGUCGCACUGCAAUCGCUCCUUCUUACUGUGACCUUCGACACCACCCACGUGUGCGAGAUCCAAACCUCUGUGUGUGGCCCCGCUUUAGAUGGCAACUCCGCCUCACGCUAACCACCACUGCGCCCAAUCCCAUCCCCGGUCAGCUUGACUCGUAUGGGAUCCAGGUGCACCUGCAGGAGGGGGGAGCAGAGAUGAGGUCGGUUCAGCCGAGACCUAACGCCCAAAUUCUUCACCUAGGCAAUCAAACACCCUGAUACUCCCAGGGUUGCCAACUGUUGGAAUAAGUUGGCGCCGCUAAACAUUGAGGUUCAUGCCAGGCAACGGUAUAGAGAAGGACCCCACUUAACUGUCAGUAGACUGUGGAUCGUGCCAUACGUGAUUUAUGGUAAAGGGAGUUUUAUGUGUGGGGCAGCACGCUAGACAGCAAGCUGGAAAAAUGAAAGAAAACACAGAAAUCGCCUGGAUUUAUGUUGAAAGUCUUAUCCCACGCUAUUGUACGACAACGGAAAUGGGAGUAGUAAUUAGACAAUAAACAAAAAGUGCAUUUCACAAAAUAACUGAUUUUGAGUUAAGCUGUGAGGUCGUAGGAAGUAAUCGUUGUUUGCAGUGUAUUUUCUACAACAGUAUGUGCCAAGAUAAAACCCCAUUUGGCACGAUCCACAGUCUACUGACAGUUAGGUGGGGUCCUUCUCUAUACCGUUGCCCCAUGCCGUAGUAGGUUCUUAAUGUAACUUUUACGACAUUCUCGCCCACGUCAGGGGUUCGACACCUCGCUCUUAUUGAGACCUGGUACAUGUGGAGUUACUCGCCAGAUCUUGUUUGACACGUAGGCGGAUUGUUUAACCUUGGUCGGCCACUUCACGCGUUCACUUAUCUUAACUUUGUCUUGUUAUCAGAACGUGACGGGUUUGGGAGGAUAGAAUGAGGGUGGCGCAGUGGUGACAGAGACGCGUGUGAAAGGCAUCGGCUAUGUAGGAUCAGUUGCAAAGCCGCCAACAUAUUUCCCAACCGCCAAACACACUGCACAAGAUGACGCCCGUGGUGCAAGCCCUACUUAACAGGAAGGCGCACUAAUUGCCGCUUAGCCGUUGUCCUCUGAUUAAGCCCACUACCACCCCUCUGCCGAUCAAUAAUUUAGUCCAUGUCGGCUAGCCCCACCUUGCGACAUUUGUUGCAGUUAAUAUGCCGGCAUCGACAACUGGGCGCACGCGCGCCUCCCCAUCCUAUCAAUUACGUCGCUUCGCUGUCUACCCCACGCACACCUCGUGGACUUGUCCCACUUCUACGCCCACCUAGACCCCAACCGCCUACAGCGGUGACUUUCUACCCAUCUACGGCACCAGCAUACUGUCUGCCUUCAUAGUUGCUUGUUGAGGCCUUUUUGGCACAGACUAUCUCCGAGAAAGCGCCGUGCGAUAAACGAGACGGAGGGAGUCGCUCUCGUGUGUUUUCUGUGCCCUGUCUCGGGUACAGCCAGGCACUUGGGAGCCGUUAAAUCCAAACAUCUGGAAGGAGUACCUGAGGCCGGACAGUUGAACAUCAACUCCAUCAAUCGUCAAGUCGACUUAUAGCAGGAUUCAGUACUAGCCGGGAGGAAUGACCAAUUGGAAGUCAGUAAGAAAAUGGUUUUGUGGUAUCAGAGUAUCACUCGGUUUUGGUGAUCCCUCCGUCGUGUAAGCUCCCGUUACCAAGUUCCGCUUUAAGUCUUCGAAAAUCCAGUAAUUAUUUAUGCGGGCCGUAGCACGCCGUUUCAGUAACGACUCACUCUUAUGGGCAAAUUAAUCGGCCGCCUCAUUUUCAGGCGGAGUUGAGCGUACGACAUUGGUGAAAGUGCCGCUGCCAGACGCUGGCCAGCAUCGCAGAAAGCAUCUUUCGAAAUCUGUUAAAGUUGUUUUCGCUUGGUUUUACACUUUCUUGCAUUCACGUUCGUGGCUGUCCAUCCUUUAUCAGCCAGCGUUGAUCUUCAGCGAAUCUCGGUUGAUAACGAUUCUGUUGUCUAGGGAUAUGACCUCUUUUGGAAAAGCGGUGUUUUCGGUUCCUCUCGGAUGGCCCCCGGACCAACUCACUUCUGUCCAACUUAAAUGGUUAUUCCUACCAUUUUUCACCUUUGUCCGUGUAUAUUUCCACUUUUUACAGUCUAGUCUAGGGCAUAAUCUACGCUUUUCCCCUUUCAGGCGUAUCUUUCGGUUCUGGAGAGGCUGCUCUUCAACCAAGUGAACCGCUCGCCGAGGCUUCUCCCGAUGCCCAUAUGAUUGCCGCUGACGAAGAGUCCACCACCCAACACUCGUAUUACUCUGAGCAGGCCCAAGUAACUCCUGACUACGAAGAGCAGGAAGAAGAUAUGGCCGUUUACACGGUAGGAGCACAGGAAAGUACCGAUGUACCUACCGUGGAACCGCCCACUGAAUCAUCCGUUUCCUAUUCUGAGGCGGUGGCGCAUUUCACUCGCGUACGUUUCCCUCUUGAGCGAGGUCCGUUAAAAAAUGCCUACUUUAACUACUUAAGUAAUACCUUUGAUGUUAUUUUGAAGACGCCCUAGCGUGGCAGCCGUCCCAUCCCAUUCCUGUAAAAUUCUCCGAAGAUUCACAGAUGUCAGUUAAAAAGGUCGACUUUCUACCUUUUGAAUGAGGAAGUAGUUUCUUUAUUUCAUAAUGCCUAACAUUCCGCCUCAUUUUUAAUUCACUUCUACCAAGUGUCCUUUCUGUACCGCCCCAGCUAGUCCUUAUUUAUCCAUUCUUGCCACCCCUAGGAGCGGGUGGAGCCGUCGUGUGAGGGAGAGGCCGUCGCGAACACAGGACUUGUCACCUCCUCCAGCGUCGAGAUCAAUUCAUCCAUUCAGGACCUCCAUACACAGCAGCAGCAGGAACAACAACAACUUGAAGCGGAGGACUACGAGGAUCUUGGAGAUGAGGAGGAGGCAGCAGAACACCGAUUGCGUACUGAUGAAGAAGGGGGAGAAGAGUCUCAGCCGAUCAAGGGAGAAGAUGAGGAAGAGGACCAAGACCAAGGUGAAGAAGAGGAAGGGGAAGGGGAUGAGGAGGAAGACGAAGAAGUGACUCAUUCGGAUGAUGCCGUCAUUAUCCUGAGCAGUACGCCUUGCUUACUUUUCUUUGCCCAAGCGAGCUUUCUUCCAGCCCUGAAAUUCCACAGGCUGAGAACUAUCCGUUAAAUACCCAUUGUCAUCCGCCCUGUAUCUCUUCCCUGCCCGAUACGUAUCUGCAAUUGCUCAACAUUUGACCUCUUUUGUCUGUUGUCACAGGUGGUUCUGAAGUAGAAGAAGAAGAGGAAGGUCAUGAGUCAGAAAGCGAGGGUGAUGAAGAAGCUGGGGAUGAUGAGGAGGGGGAAGAAGGUGAAUAUGGUGAAGUGGGUGAAGAAGGAGAAGACGAGGAGGAGGAGGAAGAGGAAGAGGAGGAACACCCUGAGGGUGAUGACGAAGAGGCCGGAGUUGCAGACGAGAGCUGUGAACCUGAACUUGACAACCCCGAGUCUACUGACUACGAGCCAGAGCAUCCUCGGGGUGAUUCAACCUUCAGUGCAGCAACGCCCCCUGUGUCCUCCACUUCCAUUUUGACACAAAAGGAAACGCCACCUGCUGCACCGCCAUCAAAUGCUCCAACAGCCUCCACUAUUGCUCAGCCGUCUCUCUUUGGUGGCAGCAGUAUACACACGACGCCGCAACCUCUGCCUACUUCGUUUCCCACCGCUGCUUCGGUACGCCCUGCAAGCGGCCUUUUUGCAUCUGCCCUCUCCAGUUCCGCCUCUCCGGCACCGACCUCAGGUGGUCUAUUUGGAGGCCUGAGACCAUCGACACUAACUAUGCCAGCAGCCCCUUCUACCAGCGGCACUACACCCUCUCUUUUUGGUUCGAUUGGUAGGUGCUAGGGCGCACUCUCUCUCGUUCGUCUUAUGAACUCAAUGUCUUCACGGUGGUCCUGUUCUUUUUGUAGGCUCCUCGCCAGCCCCCGGUCUCUUUUCCGCUCUGGCCACCGCCUCGGCAUCAAGCACGCCGUCAGUGUUCGCCGCUCAACCCCCGCCCCAGCCCUCAUCUGCAUCGGCUGCCCUUGGUGGACAGCAGCACUCUGAGGGAUCGGGUGAGAGACGUUCUUUGUUAGUGGUUUAUUCGCCCUGUCGGCACGACACUGUCAGACACCACUCUGCUGCGGCCAGUAACGAUCAGUAACGCUUUGACUCACCUCCCUCCGUAUUCUGAUAAUUAAUCGUUCUGACCCUGUCAGCCAAGGUUAUGGGGAUCUGAUAUAGUCUUUACGAGACGACUCGUCCCAGGAUGUGGAUGAAAUAUGAAGCACACUUUGCCGUGAUGCCGAAGAGUGCAAUCAGCGAAGAAGAUGAUGAUGCUAGUUUGUGUUAAUCGCUGUUGUUGAUUGGUGAUAAUCAGUUUCACUGUUGCAUAACGCAUGCAUUAGACAUUAGUAUGAUUCGUUAAACCCCAUCCAUUCGGAACCGAGAGGUAAAGACACCAUCGCCAACAGUAGCGUGGGUGAACAGCCUAUAAACAGGUAAACUGUCCUUCCUGGUUCAAAUGGGAGCAGUAAGUAGGAAGGAUUUUGGAAUCAUGUGUAAAACCACUAAUCAGGUGAGAGCAUGCCAGUAUCUUCUCAGUACUGGCCUGUAGGGACCAAAAAUUUGCGCAAAUUGACGCGUACGUUUGAGGAACUUUGUGCGCUUACUUGAGAAUGGUGUCACUGCUAGUGGGAGGUUUGAAUCUUUAAAAUACCCCUGCCUUAAGCACUUUCCGUCACACCAGCAGCUGUCGAACCCCAGCUUUUUUCGUGAGGCGGCUGACUAGAUGCCAGCCCUUGCUAUUUAGGACACUGUGAGUUUCUUACCCAUUGUCCCCGUUUCGGAACCCAUCCCUUCCUCGCUGUGAGGAAAUCGUCAUCGAUUUAGCUACCGCUUUGGUUGUGCUAGAACCUUCCUCUUUCUGCCGCGGGUUCAAAGUCCGCUGAGAUUAAAUCAUUCAGAUUUGCCAAAAACCUAGUAUUUAAGUAUUUUUGUGCAUACCAGUCACCAGCAUUGCCUUCUCCCAUCCCUUUCCGGCAGUUGGCACGUCUUUGAAGCAGAAGAUUCGACCUAUCGUCUGGUCAGAAACCUCCAGUCCAGCGGAACCGCCUGCUUCAGCUUCAUCCGCCUCCAAACUGCUCGGCGCCAGUCGCCGCAAGAACUGGGGUGUACCGGGUAGACCAGGCCCUGUGCGCAGGGGUUCCCGUGGACCUACCACUCAGCGCUAA
Messenger RNA from Spirometra erinaceieuropaei, 30236 nucleotides. Lineage: Eukaryota; Metazoa; Platyhelminthes; Cestoda; Diphyllobothriidea; Diphyllobothriidae. The record is from the annotation of a GenBank genome assembly.